Messenger RNA from Lates calcarifer (barramundi perch), 1501 nucleotides. It is a transcript of the gene mtfmt, whose product is annotated as mitochondrial methionyl-tRNA formyltransferase. The record is from RefSeq and is a predicted model, not a curated record. Gene Ontology annotation, biological process: biosynthetic process; conversion of methionyl-tRNA to N-formyl-methionyl-tRNA. Gene Ontology annotation, molecular function: methionyl-tRNA formyltransferase activity. Bases 172 to 1317 code for a protein of 381 amino acids. Lineage: Eukaryota; Metazoa; Chordata; Actinopteri; Centropomidae. Gene Ontology annotation, cellular component: mitochondrion. The transcript has 9 exons.
CCAACAAUCAUUCACGAAGAAGAGGAGGGCGGAAGUGUGAAGGGAAACAUGGCGGCACCCCAGGUCAGCACACUUGGGACGAAUUCGCUUAAGUCACGGAAACUUCCUCAGUGUUAGGACUGACAUUGUGGACACAUGGUAUCUUGAACUGAAGAAACAGCUGAUGUUAGUAUGUGGACGAGCGGUAAAAUAGCAGGAGCUACUCUGAAAACCCUCAGCUCUUUCCAGCACUGCUGUAUACCGACGGUGUUGCGAAGGGGUACUGAUGGGCGGCAACAGCGGCUCUGUAGAUUGAUGUCAUCUUCAGGACCCCCGUGGAGGCUCUUGUUCUUCGGCUCUGAUCAGUUUGCUGUGGAGUCUCUAAAGCUGCUCACAUCCAGCAGGAAUUCCAGUGAAGAGCUAGUUAAGUCGCUUGAAGUUGUUACUUUGUCUAGUGAUGUCCCAGUGAAGAGGUUUGCUCAACAGAACCACCUUCCAGUCCACAGCUGGCCCCCUGACAAUGUGGAUGGGCAGUUUGAUGUUGGGGUGGUGGUGUCCUUUGGCUGUUUACUCCCUGAGAGACUAAUCAACAAGUUUCCAUUUGGGAUAUUGAACGUUCACCCCAGCCUGCUGCCAAGGUGGCGAGGUCCAGCACCCAUCGUCCACACUAUUUUGCAUGGUGACACUGUGACAGGAGUCACCAUCAUUCAGAUCCGGCCUCACAGGUUUGAUGUGGGCCCCAUUCUCAACCAGGAGCUCCAUCCGGUCCCUGAGAACUGUACUGCUGAUGAGCUGGGAGCUGCCCUAGCCACUAAGGGAGCACACCUGCUGAUUAAUACGUUGAGGACUCUGUCGGAGAGAAUGGCACAAAAAAGGGAGCAAAGCAAGACAGGUGCAACAUUUGCCCCAAAACUCAAUACGUCUUUGAGCUGGGUGGUGUGGGAAGAACAGACUUGUGACCAAAUCGAUCGUCUGUAUCGUGCCAUUAGAUUCCGGACACCUUUGAGGACCACAUGGAUGGGACAGACAAUAAAACUUAUGGAUUUUGUAGGAAAAUGUCACAUUUCAUCAGCAGAUCAAAAGAGGAAACCUGUCCCUGGCUCUGUGACCUAUCUGAAGGAGUCCAAUACUUUGGCUGUCUGUUGUAAGGAUGGCUGGGUGGGAUUCAAGGCAGUGCUCCUGAAUAAAAGACUGACAGCUGCUGACUUCUAUAAUGGCUACCUGCAUCAGACACUGCAGAAUAAGACACUGUAUCAGACAGCUGAAUGCCUCUUUGUCAGUAGAAAAGGAGGAACUGCCGCACAUCAGAUAACAGAAAACUCAGUGUUACAACAAUAAUUUUAUCUCUUGAUUUGAAGACUGCAGAGCUGACAUCACAUAAUGGAUUUUACUGCAGUUUUUACUCUUGUCUGUUUUAAGACAUCUGCAUCUACUGUGCAUUUAUUGCAUUAAAUAUAUGUACUGAACAAUAAUAAUAAAUGAAUGUGCUGUCAAUUGACAGAUGCCAGGAACAAUCAUGAAA